AUGUCCCUGAGAGCGUGUGGCUUGAUCAUCUUCCGAAGACGCCUUGUUCCCAAAUUAGACAACAGUGCAGUUGAAUUUCUACUGCUGCAGGUGUCGGAUGGCAUUCAUCACUGGACUCCUCCCAAAGGCCAUGUGGAACCAGGAGAGAAUGACUUGGAAGCAGCUCUGAGGGAGACCUGGGAAGAAACGGGCAUAGAAGCAGGCCAACUGACUAUCAUUGAGGGGUUCAGAAGGGAGCUCAAUUAUGUGGCCAGGAAGAAGCCUAAAACAGUCAUCUACUGGCUGGCAAAGGGGAAGGACUAUGAUGUAGAGAUCCACCUCUCCCCCAAGCACCAGGCCUACCGCUGGCUGAGGCUGGACGAAGCCUGCCAGUUGGCUCAGUUCAAGGAGAUGAAGGAAGUGCUCCAAGAAGGACACCAGUUUCUCUGUUCCACAGCAGCUUGAGCUGACAGGAGCCAGAGUCAUUUGGCUUUU
Messenger RNA from Choloepus didactylus (southern two-toed sloth), 474 nucleotides. RefSeq names its product bis(5'-nucleosyl)-tetraphosphatase [asymmetrical]-like. NCBI's taxonomy places the organism in Eukaryota, Metazoa, Chordata, Mammalia, Pilosa, Megalonychidae. Bases 1 to 444 code for a protein of 147 amino acids. Gene Ontology annotation, biological process: AMP biosynthetic process; ATP biosynthetic process. The transcript has a single exon. Gene Ontology annotation, molecular function: bis(5'-nucleosyl)-tetraphosphatase (asymmetrical) activity. The record is from RefSeq and is a predicted model, not a curated record.